Messenger RNA from Lymnaea stagnalis (great pond snail), 11888 nucleotides. The record is from the annotation of a GenBank genome assembly. Lineage: Eukaryota; Metazoa; Mollusca; Gastropoda; Lymnaeidae.
AACUCUUCUAGCCGGUGGCGUAAAUUUCGGUCAUGGGGUCUCUUCAUGCAAAGGUAAAAAUUCAAUGUCAAAUAAUUAUAUUUAUUUACAUGGUUAUUAUUGGAUGAAUGUGAUAUAUUAAAUUUCAAAAUAUAUUUCAUUGCUGUACUUAGAAAUAUUCUUUUAAUUAUUUAAUUAUUUAUGGGUUUAAAACCUUUAGGCCUAUUAUUGUUAAUUGAUUGUCUUUCCCCGAUCUGGGUCUGAUUAUUAAUAUUAAUAAAAUUUAUUAUUUAUCAUGACUUGCUCAGCAUGGCAUAAAUAAUCUCUCAUGUUCUUUUAAAUUUCAUUUUAUUAAUAGGCCUAGUCUCUAAUAAUCUUGAUUAUCCAGAUGCCCCAUACAAUACAUUUGAUACCAACCUUAGGGUCCUAUUGAUAUUGCUAAUACAGCUAGCAUUGGCAAUGCACAUAUUAAUAUUAGUAUUAUUAAUUAAAUAUUAGUAUUAGUGUUGACUUUGCUUUUAAUCAGUAUGAAUAUGAAUAUGAUAUCAGUCAGUCAGGGUAAAUUAUUAAAUUUCUUUUUGGAGCGCCACUUAUUUCCCAGUGCCAUCAUCUUGGUUGCCAUGAUGAAAGAGUGUUAUGGAAGCCAAGAUGGUAGCUGUGUAAAAAAAAAAAAAAAAAAAAGGAUGCAAAAAACAAUGUCUGACCCGAAAAGGGGGCAGGGGAAAAGAGACCAUCAAUAAAUGACAUUACUGGUGUGGGGGGGGGGGGGGGGUCAGAUUUAUUUGACGAUUGGGAUAGGAAGGCUUAAGCAAUGUGACUUCACAUAAAAAGAGGAAUAUUGUAGUAAAGAAUUGCACAGAAUGACCUAAAAAAAAAAAAAAAAAAAAAAGGUGUCCAAACACAUGUCUGACUGCUAAAAUGGGCAGGGGGAAAGAGGCCAUCCAUAAAUGACAUUACUGGUCUGGGUGGGGGUGGGGGGUCAGAUUUAUUUGACGAUUGGGAUAGGAAGGCUUAAGCAAUGUGACUUCACAUAAAAAGAGGAAUAUUGUAGUAAAGAAUUGCACAGAAUGACCUUAAAUUACCAACAUUUUUAACAUUAUUAUUUUAUACAACCAUUAUAAUUAUUUUACUUUUAAACUUCGAUCACUGAGAGAAUCAGUACCCACCAUGGAGGAGGAGAAUCAGGAUGUAGUUACAAUGACAGUCCUGAGAAUUUAUGGCUGAAUGAGGACACAUGAGUCAUAGACUUAGGACUACCACAUGAAGUGGGAUGGAACACACAAAAAAAUGUUGAUGGGUGGGAGGGGGGUCAUAGUGUUUCUGACACAGGUGGAAUAAUUUGAUAUCCAUGGGAUGUAAUUCCUUAAGGUUUUGAAAAGGACAGUAUUAGACACAGGGACUUUUUUUAGGGCAGAGGGGGGGUGGUGGUGUCUUAAAAAAUCGGCAGAAUUUGUUUGACAUCAUUUAUGAAUGGCCCCAUAGAGAGAGAAUGUGCUGUUUUUAGCUACUUACACUUACACUUACAGAAACGAAAAAAAGGUACAACACAUUAAAAUUUAAUGAAAUAAUUUCAGCUGGUGCAUUAAUUUCAUGGCAAACAAAGCAACUUAAUUGUGUCCCUCUAGUUAUGUGGCAAGAAGUGUCAAUGACCUGUGGUCACCCCCUUUCGUGGUAUAAUUCCAGCGGGUAGAUUAAUUUCUUGGCUAUGUAGCAACUUAUUGUAUCCCUCUAGAUUUGCGACAAGAAAUGUCAACGACCUGUGGUCGCAUGCUUCCCUCAACUAAACCAUGUGUGCUACAGCUACCCACGGUAGCAAGAAAAGUUUCAAAAUGUAGGGAAAAAAAGAGAGAGAAAUUUAAACAAGAAAAACCCAACUUACAGUUUCAUAGCAUCUACUUUUUACACACUUUAUUACAGGUUCCACCAAAAAUAAAAUACCAAAAGUUGUCAGAAAAGUCAAUACAAUAUCCAUUUUCCAAAAGGGAGUGGUUAUUCACACUCGGCUGAAAAUAACAUUAUGCUAUCAGUAGUAGUAAACCAUUUAUCGGCUGGGAAUAACAUUGUUAAUGUUAUUGUUAAAUUUUAAAAAAAUUAGAUUACAGCCCAUGAUUCCGCUCCAUUAUUUUUUCAUUUAUUUCCUUGCAGUAGUAAACCAUUUAUCUGUUUGGUAUAACACUGUGCUAGCAUUAGUAAACCAUUUAUCGACUGGAAAUAAGGCUGAGCCUUUUACACAGAUGAGACAUUUUGCUGACAAUAAUGUUGAGCGUUAUUCCCAGCCGACUGUUUAUAGUGCCUCCCUUUCCAAAAUGCAGGAAAAUUUAAAAAUUACAAUUAACCAUCCAAUGAAAUAUUAAUUUACAACAUUCCAUCGGCAUAUUAUAUUGAAAAAAAGAAAAGUUAAUUGUAGUAACAAUCCAAGAAUAAACAAGGGAGAGAAUCCUACACCAAAACUCAGAGUGGUACGCUGAACCAACAUUAGCCCAGUUUCAUUGAUGAAUUACUAAUUAGUAUUUUGGGGCAUUUGUGUUAGUCAUUUGUAAUUUUGAGUGGAUCUACACUACUGACUUGUUAAGUUCAACAUCAUAGUCAUUGUCAAAGGAUCACAUAAUAGCCCUCGGACUUUUUUCUUCACCUAAGCAACCGGGAUAAAUUGGGUUUAUUUUACUAAGCUUUUCAAUGCAGGCUGCCAUUCAUCACAGUUCAGAAGAGAAAAUAAUUUUGUGUUCAUUAAUUAUAUUAAAAAAAACAUUAUUAUAUCUCUCUCUAAGCAAUGUAGGAAGCUAUGAAAGAUUUUAGUGUUAGUCAGUUGAGUUUGUAUCUUGACCGUAAUAAAUUUUAUUAUUACAUAAUUCAAUCCACAAAUAUAUAAUGAUAUUGAAUUUUUUUUAAUGAGAAUAUAAAUAAACAAGGUUUCCAACAAACACAUUUGGUAGACCAAAAGAUUUUGGGUAUCUGUCAUUUAUCAUGGUUUGUCAAUAUUAAGACAUUUAUUGUUUUGUUUUUUUUUAAAUGUGAAACAAUAUCCACUAAAACUUAACUAAGUGUAAUGUCUCAAAAUCUUGGCUCAAAUUAUCAUCUUCACUAAAAAGUGUGGUUUUUAUUUAUUUAAGAAAUGAUCAACAAAUUGAUCGUGGGCACCUCAAAUAUAAGAAGAAGAAUUAAAAAAAUGUCCCUUUUCCCUGACUUAACUUAGUCUCCAUCUUCAAAUAACAGUAUGUGCAUUGCGUUUCAAUGCUUAUAUGAGUGCAGCCAACAUGUGCAGAUUCAAUUUAUCAGACUUUUAUUAAUUUUUUUUUUAAUUUUUAUUUUUGUUAAAAGCUGAAUGAGCAAAUCAUAAUAAAUGUAUUACUAAUUUGAAAAUCUAUAGAUUACAUUCUUUUCAGUCUUCAGCUACUGUUUGUUCAUAUACAGUACAAAUUUGUUCAAACUGAGUACAGUGCUAUCAAGUUGUUAUUUUGUUCUGUUGACAGUUAUAAGUUAACAUGAUUAUGAAACUUCUGCUUUUGGGGAAAUAAGAAUAUUUGAAGCGUGUUUCAUCAUUUAUUGGAUUUAGCUGUAGAAAUAUGAGUGUUGCACAGGGAAGUGGGGAAAUUUCCAUACCUACUCUCUUUCCAAGUUUGUUAUUUAAACAAUAAUUCAUAUUAUGUUUUCUAGGCACCUGCUGAUCCCCAGCCAAAAGGUGUUAAAACAUCGGUGAGCAACAUGUGGCAAUAAGAACACUUUACAUUAACCAGGAAUAUUACUUUUCUGUUAAUUAAUAUAUUUUUUUAUAGCAAGCAAUAUUAUUUCACCUACUAAAUGAAUGUAAAGAGCUUUAGGAAAUCUUAAUAUUUUCUUAAUCAUGUUCAAAGUUUCUCUUUAAAAAUAGAUGGGGUUUUUUUUCCAGACUGUCACAGCAGAUAAGAAAAAAGAAGAGGUUUAUGUGAAUUUUGACAAGUUGCCUGUAAGUAAAUCAAAAAUAAGUAUUAUGUAAAGCCUUGAAUUUUGCCAACAUUUUAAUUUUUGCAUAAUUCUGUGUAGUUGAUUUUUUUAUAUUUUUUUUUUAGAAAACUCAGAUACAUUAGAAAAAGAAUUGACUGAGGCGCAAAUUUUCUCUUCAUCCCAGCGGCUAGCGAUUAAUGUUAAGAAUUUUAUCCGAUGUGUUUUACAACUUUCAGGUUAGAGUUCAACGUGUGGUUGUUGACGGACUAACACGAACAAAAGAUGACAUUAUUAUCAAGGAAAUCAAACCAUUACUCAGUGCCAAGACUUUUGAUGAGGUUUGUUUUUUAAAUCUCUCAUUCCAUAAAUUUGGUGGUAUCAUUUACACUUAGCUGUAGUUCUAUCAAGCUCAUCAAGUAAUCCUUUAACAACUGAAAUCAUUUGAAAUAAGUAUUAUGAUUACAUGUAUUUGUUUCUGGUGAGUUUUAGUCGCUUAAAAAAAAACAUCAACAUUGUUUGGAAAUUAAAAGCAUUAUACGCAAUCUUUGUGUAGUACAUCAGUUCAAAUUUAUCGUUUUAAGAACUUAAACAAUGGAUUAUUAAAACUUUCAUGUGAUGAAUUCUUUAAAUUACGUCUCUGACACUUAAAUACAUUUGAAGUUCACUUCUUAUUUGAAGCCCCUCGCUUAUCAUUUUGUUCUCAAAAUCAUUCUCUAUCCUCUGAUCCAUCUCACAUUUUCUCUUCUACUUAAAGCGCUCCCAUUUCUCCUGGGCAUCUUAAGCCUCUUGAGAUUGACUGGGCUGAUCUAAAAUUCGGCCCAAGAGUCAGUGGUGAAAAAGUCAAAGGGCCAAAAAUAUCAGCCCCAUAAUACAAGCCUCAAGAUUGGCUGGCUGGUCUUACUAAGAGAUAACUUUAUUUUUUUAAUACAAUUUUUUUUGCUGGUCUUGUGAAAAGGCCUCCAUCUUCUUGGCACCUAUAGUCCAAAAAUGCUCAAUCUCAAGAGAGUUGAAAAUAACAAAAAAUGUGUCCACACACAAAAAUUUGUUAUUUUUCUCAUGCAUUUGAUUUAAUGUCUCUCUAUUAAAUAUUUCACUUUGCAGCUUGUUCAGCUCAGCUAUGGGGCCAAAGUCAAAAUGGAGCGUCUUGGUCUUUUCAAAAAUGUUGUUAUAGCAAUUGAUGUCAGUAAAGGUAAGAUAUUUUAGUAGCCUGAAGGGCUUAUCCAAAGAAUGAUAAAUUAUUUUUUAAAUUAGGCCAACGUUUUCUGUGAGGUAAGAAACAAUUUUGAAGAGCUGUGCUUUUUUUAAAGACUUUCUUUCUACUCACAAACCCGUCAAGUUGUCUUUCUUUCUACUAUGCCUUAAAAGAACUAAUUUUCUCACUUUUUAAUGCCCUUCAAACUGGCCUUUAAAAAGGAAGUCAUUAUUUUUUAAAUUUAAAAGAGUGAUAAGUAAAUAAUUUAAGGUAUAAGAUUAAAAAGGCUAGCAAACUAUUGCUUUGAUUUCAAUUAAGAUUAUUUUUUUUUUUUACUUUCCUUCGACAGACAAACGAGAAAAUGGGUAUGAGGUUUUGUUUGAAGUUCAGGAGUUUCGUCGGGUGGAUGGUGGUAUCUACACAUCAAUAAGUAACAAUGAUGGAAGCCUGGUAAAGAGAUAGGCUUUAUGAGAUAAAAUUUUGUGUCUGUGGGUGUGUGCAUCCACAGAAAUGUUCACACUUUUUUUUUUUAAACUCAAAUGUUUAAUUACAGGAUCUUACAGCAGUUAGAAAUCUGUAUUGUCUUUUAUAAGUGUAUCAUAAGUCUUUCUCCAGUUAGAUGACAAUAACUACAUAUUUAUCUGUCUGUGGAGUAAAAUAAUAUUUAUGCAACCGUGAGACCUGACGUCGCUGACGUUUUAUGAAUUAUAUUUUAUGUUAAGUAAUUUUUUUAAACAUUUAUAUUCUACGUAAAGUUUAGAAUUUCUUAGUGUCUUUUGAUGUCAGAAUGGCAAAAUACAGUCCGUCUUGUUCAAGGGAAAUACAUUAAUUGUGACUCAUUGUAAAUUCCUUUUUAUGUUUCUAUUUGCACAUUCGUAUUUUUUUUUUUUUUUUUUUUAAAGAACGUAAAUGAAAUUAUUUUAAUGAAACUUUGCUUUUAAAUGAAAUCAAAAUGAAAAGCUAUUGUUUAAGUUUUUCUUUCUUUUUAUUCAGGAGUUCCAAGUAAAAUUUUUUUUUUUUUUUUUUUUUUUUUUUUUUUUUUUUUUUUUUUUUUUUUUUUUUUUUUUUUAAAGAACGUAAAUGAAAUUAUUUUAAUGAAACUUUGCAUUUAAAUGAAAUCAAAAUGAAAAGCUAUUGCUUAAGUUUUUCUCUCUUUAUAUUCAGGACUUCCAAGUAAAGAUGCCAAACAUGGUUGGUCGUGGUGAGCAGUUCAGAUUAGACUACACUGUAGGGACGAAGAAAACCCACGGCUACAGCGCUUACUUCAAGAAACCUCUUAACAAUAACCCUGACAUGUUGUAAGCUAAUUUUCCUGAGUGGUGUAUGGACAGGAUGUAACUUCUUUCUUUCAUAGGGCAGAUUUAUUUUUGGUCUUUAAGGAAGUGUGACAAAAUUUUAGUUAUAGAUUAUUAACCAGUAAAUCUUUGUUUGCUGUAAAAUUUUAAAAUGGCAACUUCCCUUUGAGUAAAUGGGGAGGUUCCCGAUAACUAUAAGAAUGUCCUGACUGCGGCCGAUGCUGCAUCAGUGACACGGUUUAGGUUACACCUCAUCAUUUAAAAAUUUUUUUUUUAUUUCUUAUUGCCAGAUGCUUGACGUCUCUGUUUAUCUUUAAAUAUUCAAGUAUUUCCACAGCAUAGGAAGCACUGCCUACCAGUUUCACGGAGAGUAUCCAUGGAGUGGCUACAAGCAGACAGACAGGGGAAUAGCAUUUGAUCUAACGGUGGAUAUAGCCUUUGAUAUAAUGAUAGAUAUAGCCUUUGAUAUAAUGAUAGAUAUAGCUUUUGAUAAAAUGAUAGAUAUAGCCUUUGAUAUAAUGAUAGAUAUAGCCUUUGAUAUAAUGAUAGAUAUAGCCUUUUAUAUAAUGAUAGAUAUAGCCUUUGAUAUAAUGAUAGAUAUAGCUUCUGAUAUAAUGAUAGAUAUAGCCUUUGAUAUAAUGAUAGAUAUAGCUUUUGAUAUAAUGAUAGAUAUAGCCUUUGAUAUAAUGAUAGAUAUAGCCUUGAUUUAAUGAUAGAUAUAGCCUUUUUAUAAAUGAUAGAUAUAGCCUUUGAUAUAAUGAUAGAUAUAGCCUAGAUAAUGAUAGAUAUAGCCUUUUAUAUAAUGAUAGAUAUAGCCUUUGAUAUAAUGAUAGAUAUAGCUUCUGAUAUAAUGAUAGAUAUAGCCUUUGAUAUAAUGAUAGAUAUAGCUUUUGAUAUAAUGAUAGAUAUAGCCUUUGAUAUAAUGAUAGAUAUAGCUUUUGAUAUAAUGAUAGAUAUAGCCUUUAAUAUAUACAUUUAAUAAUAGUUGAAUAACUAGUCAUAAUUAUCCUGUCGCGAAUGUAGAUCUUAAUGUUAAUGUAGAACUUUUCACUGCCUUAAUGGUCUAGAUUUCAGGCAGACAUUGGCUUAAAGGUUUUUAACUCUUGUUGAUCUUUCCUGUCAGUUUCCCACUCUGUUUGGAUCUCACAACUUGCAGUGGGAGGGGGUCUGGCGAGACUUGAAGCCGUUGUCAAGAGAAACAUCCUUCUCUGUCCGCGAGCAGGCCGGCCACUCUCUCAAGUCAAGUUUGAAAGUAAGAUCGCCAACUUGCUGUGUUCCAUUGUGUGCAGUCGUAACCCUGAAACAGCGGAUGAUGGGCCAUCGUGACUGUUUCAGUUUAAACGGCCGUUACCUUAAUUAAAAUUGUCAAUGAAAAUCGUAUGUCUUUUGUUAGCUCAAGAGGAACGGCUCUCACUCAUUAGUUAGGGUGUUUGUUUUUUUUUGUUUUUUUUUUACAUCCUAUCAAAAUUUUUUAUUUUUUUUAAAUUCCUGUUUACAUUGUUGUUUUUGUUUGGCAGCAGGCUGAAAAACAAAUAUUUACUUUUUUUAAAGAGUAAACUCUAAGAGUCAGUGUAAGGGUGUAUUCAAAGUAAAGUUGCACAAUAUUUGUCACACCAGACGGGUCUUUAUCAUAUAUUAUACUUUCUGAACCUGUGUACCGACAUAGAGCUCAGAGUUCAUUUUCGAUGCAUGUUUGGUAUUUCAGUUGAUAUGUAAGUUGACAAAAAAAUUCUUUGGCAUUGCAGUUCAAAUGCAUCUGUCGCAGGCUUUGUGAUUAAAUCACCAUUAAACAAAUUUUCUUCAAACGCCUGACCAAAAUGGCUUUAUAUAUUUUCUAAAUGUUAUUUUUCCUCCAGCACACGUUCUCCAUUGACAAACGUGAUGAUCCCAUUCUACCAACCACUGGCUUUCUCUGGCAAACUAGUCAGGUAAGUUUUUAGUUCAUCUCACACAUCUUUGAUGUUCAUCUUUGAUGUUCAUCUUUGAUAAAUACAGUUUAAUUUUUGUUCUCUUUUAGCCAUGGAUUAGAAUUGUUUUAACCCUCUUGGGGCGACGCCAGGGUCAAAUACGAAAAAGACAAGUGACCGAUCCAUCUGCCUGUUAAUUCAAGCCUUGUGAGCGGCUGGCUGAUUUCCUUACCAGCUAAUCAGAUUGCAUCUCUCAUUUCUUGCUCAUCUCAUCAAUUGAAUAGUGUCUUCCACUGACAUUUUACUACCCUUCUCUGUCAUUUUUUAUCAAAUUGUUUUUUGUACCUAGUGACCACUAAAAAUGCUUGUCAAAAGGCAUGAGCAGCACCAGGGGAAUAUUUUAUAUAUUUUUUUUACACUGCAUCUCAUUCAAAUAUGGGUUAGGACUUAAAGUAUUUCAACAAUCAUACAAUUUUUAAUUCUUCAAGUAAGACAUGUUUAUUCUAUUUUUUAGUGUUUUUUUUUAAAAUAAAAAUUGCAUGCAUAACUUAUGCAAAUCAGGAUAUCUCAUUUGCAUAAAUUUGAGAUUUCAGUUUGAUUCAUAAAGAUCAUAUUAGUUCAUUCAAUUCCCUACAAGAAUAUUUUUUUUUUUUUUUGCUAUAUGAGAGCUGAGCUUGUAAAAAGUGCUCCGUCUUCUUGGCACCGACAGUCAACUUAGGCUCCGACUCAAAAGGCUUUUAAAGGAAAUUGAGUUCAUAACAUUUUGAAAACAUCCCUACAAGAAUAUUUUUUUUUUUUUUUUUUUUUGCUAUAUGAGAGCUGAGCUUGUAAAAAGUGCUCCGUCUUCUUGGCACCGACAGUCAACAUAGGCUCCGACUCAAAAGGCUUUUAAAGGAAAUUGAGUUCAUAACAUGUUGAAAACCAAAACCUUGAAAAAAAUUAAUUGUGUGCAGAAAAACAAUUGCAGUACUAAGGUUAUAAUAUUUCUUUUAACUUUGGGUAUCAUGUAAAUUUUCCAGAGAUUAUUUCAAACAGUGCAUCUUAUAAGAGAUAAUGGGGUCCCAACCAUUUCAUCAGAAUUUCAAUCCAGGCUUAUUACACAAGCCUUGCUGAUGAAGUAUCAUGAACUGGUUAAUCUGGAAACACCCUGCUUUGUAAACCACAGGUCCUUAAAAGAAGGAAAAAAGUUCAAAGUGUGUGUUGUUAUAAAACUGUGUAUUCUGUUGACAGGAAUAUGCCGGUCUUGGUGGUAAUGUGGAGUAUGCAAAACAGGAUGGAACAUUUCAGUGGAACACAUCCCUCCCAUUGGACACAGUCAGUGGAGCAUUUUUACAAAUUUGUUAUAAUUUUCUACUCAUUUUUCUUAGUUAACAUGAUGUUAAAUUUAGAUAAUUAAUUUAAAAUGUUUCAGUACAUAUUCUGGUUUUACAAUUGUUAUAACCUUGUAUGAUAAUCCAUGGAUUAUAGAUGAAAAACGUGGCAAAUGAUAUCACAACCUUUUUUUUCAGAGCACUUUUAGUGUUAAAAAUCAAAACUUGGUCACAGAAUUUGGUAAAACUUUGACAAGGGGGUAAAAAGCUAUGCACUUGACUUCAUGAAAACUCACAACCUUCUAAACAGUUAACCUUAGUUUAAACGGGGUUUUUUUUAAAGCAGGACAAUAAACUGCAGAAAUUAUUAUUAUUUUUUUUUUAAAGAAUCAUUAUAAUCCACUCUGCAGAUAUUCCAGUUGUCGCUGGCAGGAGGAAUCAUGAGAACAUUGGAUCCCCGGGCAUCCAUUUCAAUCAGUGACAAAUUCUUCUUAGGGGGUCCAUUGACUUUGAGAGGGUUCAGCAUGAGGGGCUGCGGCCCCCACAGUCAUGGUGAGCCAGUAACACAGUUUUCCUAUUUCUUUUGUUUUAAUUUCUUACCAAAUUAUUUCAAAUGCCAAAGUAUCUAUUUUCUUUUUAAAUUUUCAACGUUUUUUUUUUUUAAGAGUUAAUCUUAUUAUUAGUUAGUACUUGAUGACAGGCUUCCUUUUCAAGUGAAAUGAAAAUAUUAAUAUGAAAAAUUCCCCGAUGCUGCAGACAAUGCCCUGGGAGCUGAAUCUUACUGGCUGGCAGCUGCGCACAUCUACAGUCCCCUACCCUUCAGGCCAGGCAAGGGCAGGUUUGGCGAUCUCUUCAAGACCCAUUUCUUCAUCAAUGCUGGCAACCUGGGCAACAUGGACUUCAGUGAGUUCCUCAUGGCUGCUUUAACUUGUGAUUAGCCUUGUCUGGUGGUUGAGUUCAGUGGUUCCCAAACUAGUUUAGUUAAGAUGUUACCAAACUUUUUAAUUUCUUGGAAUCCAUGAUAAAUUCAGUUUUUCAAACAGCACCUCAAUUCAAGCAAUUACUCUGAGAAAUAGCAAUUUUUAAAAAAAAAUUAGUGUAAGGAUUAGGUAAAAAAAUAUAUUAAUAAAACAAGAAAUGGUUUUUGUGAUCAGAAAGCAGAAUAUAGUAAUCGUCUGUAGAUGCCUCUGCAAACAGUUAUUACUGGGUAAGUUACUGUUUUGCACCAAAUGUCCUGAAUUUGGAAAUAGAAAUUAUUACUGUCUUGAAAUAUUUCCCGGCGACCCAGUGAGUAAGCCACAGAUCCCCAGGGUGCCGUGACGGACACUUUGGGAAUCACUGGUUUAGUGGAUUGUAAAUUUUCAACAGUGCUUUUCCAUUUUGUGAAUAUUUUUUAUUCUAAUUUUUAUUGAUCAAUGUAUUUUUACAAUCAAAGUAUACACACACAGAAAGAAAUGUAAUCAGAACAUUAGACUAAUCUCUUUAAAAUAAUAUGUAUUGUUUCUAUGCAUGUUGAAGCCUGUACUCACACCUAUAUUUUUACUGAAAGUGAGUUUUAAAAUUUGUUCUCUUUGUGUAGUGCGUUUUUUUUUGGUUUUUUUUUUAACAACUAAUAAUUCCUUAUUUAACACUGUUUCUGGGGAAAAUUAUUAUCGCUACCACUGACCCCAAGUUUAAGCCUAUUAUUAACUAAUUAUUUUUACAAAAUAUAUAUUAUCCUUUUAUUUUUCAGGUAAUUUAUCCAAAUCUUUUCAAUACCUGGCCACCACCCUGCGGUGGUCUUACGGUGCAGGCAUUGUUCUGUGCAUGGGAAGAAAUGCCCGUCUGGAACUCAACUAUGUUGUACCAAUGAGGAUACAAAAGGGAGAUAAGUAAGUCAUAGAGAGCAUUUAUGACACAAGAUCCUGCAGUUAUCAAAUGUUUAUAUACCUCUGCUGAAUUGAAGCCAAGCUAAUGUCAUGUACUUUUAUUUAUAGCUUAAACAGGUAAAGAAAUUUCCUGUAGAUUAACUCCACUCAUUGAUGAGCUUGCAUUUUAGCUGAAUUUCUAAAUUUCCAAUGUAGCUAACUUUUUUUCUCCAGAGUAAAGCUAUCCAAACCUUUUGACUGAGGUGAAAUGAUUAUUUGAUCUAUAUUUGUAUUCCAGGGCCAAUUCCGGUCUACAGUUUGGUAUAGGAAUUCAAUUCUUGUAGAGCCACAUUUAACCACUACCUGGAGCCCAACUUGUGCCUGACUUCUUCAUUUAAUAUUUUCAACAGAGAGCAGCUGUUGUGAUGAGUGUUGGG